Messenger RNA from Cricetulus griseus (Chinese hamster), 1797 nucleotides. The record is from RefSeq and is a predicted model, not a curated record. Lineage: Eukaryota; Metazoa; Chordata; Mammalia; Rodentia; Cricetidae.
AUGCGGUCUGAAAACGUGCAAAGCUCGGCCGGGGUCCUGAGAAACUUCGCGAGAAAGGGGGCGCGGCGCUGCCCAGCCCAUGGCCCCCCGGCCGGGGCAGUCCCGCAGCCGAGCGCAGCCAGGCGCGCCGCCGCCCACUCGCCCUGUGCCCGCUGCAGCCCGAAAGGGGCCCGGGCUGGGAGCGGAGAGGACAGCGGGGAUCGCGAGCUACUGCCCGAGCGAGCGAGCGAGCGAGCGAGCGCGCGGGCGCCCCCGCCGCUGGAGGACUACCUGGAGGAUAUGGAGGAAAGAUCGGCAGAGACCAAGUCCAAUGUGGACAGCUCAGCGCAGCCUUCCGUGGCCCAGCUGGCUGGGCGGUUUCGGGAGCAGGCAGCUGUGGCCAGGGAGACACCAGCCAGUAAACCAACAAGAAGGAAACCACCUUGCUCCCUCCCCCUGUUCCCCCCCAAGGUAGAGCUGGGCCAGAAUGGUGAGGAGAAAUCGCCAUCCAGCACCAGCCACCCACCUAAAAUCAAGGUGAAGAGCUCACCUCUCAUUGAGAAGCUCCAGGCCAACUUAGCCUUUGACCCAGCAGCUCUUCUGCCUGGGGCUUCACCCAAAAGUCCUGGACUCAAGGCCAUGGUGUCACCAUUUCACAGUCCUCCUUCCACACCCAGUAGCCCAGGCAUCAGGUCUCAGCCAGGAGAGGCAGAAGAAGUGCCCGUGAGCUUUGACCAGCCCCCAGAGGGUACUCACCUGCCCUCUUACACGAAGGUGCGGACUAGAGGCUCAAUAAAAAGACGUCCGCCCUCCCGGCGAUUCCGACGGUCCCAGUCAGACUGUGGGGACAUUUUAGACUACAGGGCUGUGGAGCCAUCUCAGGAAAAUGGUGCCGGGGUAGAGAAUGGGGAUGAUGUGUUCUCUAACAAGAGCAAGGCCCCCAGGUCUCGCCCACCCAACCAGGAGGCCAUGGGAGACCGGGUGGAGGGAACCCCGGAGUCUACAGAAAAGCCUCCUCAAAGGAGCAUUUACAACAGCAUGGAGAAGCCAGAAGAGCAGGUAGCGACUCCAGGGGAGACCAGUGCAGGAGAGGAGGCUGGACAGAAUCCAGACACAGCUAGCCAGGGCAGCCUGGAGGCCCCGGAGCUACCCCACACCUGCAGCACCGAGGCUGAGAAUGGGUGUGGAAGCCCAGCGGAGGGGACAGCCACUGAAGAGCAUACAGACACCGGGAAGGCCACAGAUGGGACAGCCUCUGAGGAGAGUGUGGCAGAUGAAGAGGAGGGAGAAAUCAGGGAGAAGCCCCCCCAAGGUUCUUCUGGAAGAGUAGAGGGCACCAUUAUCCCAGAGGUGGAGACAAAACAAAAGGAGGGGCCACCUGUGGAGCCAGGCUGCAGCCCAGGGGUCGACAAUACCUCAGGAGAAACCAGCAAUGAAGUCCAGAAUGAUCAUGAAGCCUGCAUGAGGCGCGGGGACAGCGAGCCCACACCUCCCAGUGGGGAGUCUGAGCAUGCGGCCAGCACCCGGCCGCAGAUCCGUAGACGCUGCGCCGAAAGCUUUGCAGUGGGCACGUCCCCGAGCCUCCAUCCCCCAAAGCAUGGUGUCACUCAGACGGCAGCAAAUGUCGUACGACCUCUAUGGGCGUCCGCGAACACGGCCGCAUAUCGGGGAUUAAAAUCGGUUUCGUUUUCGUUACACGUCUCACCCAAAGACCCAAGUGAAACUAUUCGGGUCCUCGAGGCUCGGCUGUCCUUCGACCCCCUUUGCGAAGCUAAGGACCAGCUGACCUCAGUGCGGGUCAGCGGGGCAGGGCACUGA